AUGGAGCCCACCGUCUUCCUCUGCCAGCAGUGCAAGACCCGGAUCCUCAUCUCGGCCUCCGAUGCGGAGCCUCCGCUGCCAGGCCCCGGCGAAGUGCCCUCUGCGCUGGAGGAAUCGUUCAUGCAGCUGGAGGACACUCUGUAUGGGCCACGGGGCGAGUCCAGCCCACAUCCUCCUGCACGGCGCAUGGAGGAGUCCUUCGUGGUGCUGCCCUCCGGCACCGCGCGCGGCCCCCCAGCUCCGCCCGCGCCCCGCGUGCCCUUCCACGCCACGCUGCGCGCGCUGACCAACGUCCUGGAGGCCGCCAGCGCCGCCACGGGCGUGGACCACCCCGUCUGCACCGACUGCGCCGCGGACGUGCACCGGGAGCUGGACGCCCAGACCGCGGACCUGCAGGCCGACCUGGCGGCGCUGGAGGUGGCGCUGGGCAGGCUGGAGGGCGCGCCCCCUGACACCCCGGACCCCGCCGCCCAGGAUGCAGAGCUGGCCGCCGCUGGCCGGGCCGUCGAGGAGGGCAGUGCCGCGCUGGGCACGCUGCGCCGCGCCAACGUGCUGAACGACGCCUUCCGCAUCUGGUUCUCGGGGCCCUUUGGCACCAUCGGGGGCCUGCGCCUGGGCCGCACCCCGGCCUGCCCCGUGCCCUGGGAGGAGGUGAACGCGGCCUGGGGUGCCGCCGUGGCCCUGCUUUCCAUCCUGGCGCGGCUGGCAGGGGCGCAGCUGAGCGCCGCGCGCCUGCUGCCCAUGGGCUCCUACCCGCGCGUCGCCGACGCGCGCGGCACGCACGAGCUCUAUGGCCCCGUGUCCAAGCUGCUCUGCCCCAGCUACGACAAGGCCCAGGUCGGCUUCCUCGCCUGCCUCAAGGAGUAUGCGGAGUGGCUGGCGGCCCGGGGGGCCAGCCCAGGGUUCAGCCUGCCCUGGGCAAUCGAGGGGGACCGGGUGGGGUCGCAGUCCAUCCGCUACAUGCUGGCCAAGGACAAGAACUGGACCAAGGCGCUGAAGUACAUGCUGGUGGACCUGAAGUUCUGCCUCAAGGCCACGGACCCGGACUGGAGCCGGGCCAGGGGAUGA
This is a messenger RNA of Auxenochlorella protothecoides, 1068 nucleotides long. RefSeq names its product Beclin-1-like protein. The coding region runs from base 1 to 1068 and encodes 355 amino acids. The record is from RefSeq and is a predicted model, not a curated record. The transcript is spliced from 5 exons. Gene Ontology annotation, cellular component: phosphatidylinositol 3-kinase complex, class III, type II; phagophore assembly site; phosphatidylinositol 3-kinase complex, class III, type I. Gene Ontology annotation, biological process: autophagy; cellular response to nitrogen starvation; late endosome to vacuole transport. NCBI's taxonomy places the organism in Eukaryota, Viridiplantae, Chlorophyta, Trebouxiophyceae, Chlorellales, Chlorellaceae.